CCGCCGCCGCUGCCGCCGCCGCCGCCGCCGCCGCCGCCAUGGCUCAGUACAAGGGCGCCGCGAGUGAGGCGGGUCGUGCCAUGCACCUGAUGAAGAAGCGGGAGAAGCAGCGCGAGCAGAUGGAGCAGAUGAAGCAGCGGAUCGCCGAGGAAAAUAUAAUGAAGUCCAACAUUGACAAGAAGUUUUCAGCACAUUACGACGCUGUGGAGGCAGAGCUCAAGUCCAGCACUGUGGGUCUGGUGACCCUGAAUGACAUGAAGGCCAAGCAGGAGGCACUGGUGAAGGAGCGGGAGAAGCAGCUGGCAAAGAAGGAGCAGUCCAAGGAGCUUCAGCUGAAGCUGGAGAAGCUGCGAGAGAAGGAGCGCAAAAAGGAGGCUAAGCGGAAGAUCUCGAGCCUGUCGUUCACCCUUGAGGAAGAAGAGGAGGGAGCUGAGGAGGAGGAGGAGGUGGCGAUAUACGAGGAGGAGCUGGAAAGGGAAGAGGUUAUCACGAAGAAGAGGAAGUUGGGGAAGAACCCAGAUGUGGACACAAGCUUCUUGCCUGACCGAGACCGUGAGGAGGAAGAGAACCGGCUACGGGAGGAGCUACGACAGGAGUGGGAAGCCAAGCAAGAAAAGAUCAAGAGUGAGGAAAUUGAAAUCACCUUCAGUUACUGGGAUGGCUCUGGGCACCGACGGACAGUCAAGAUGAAGAAGGGCAACACCAUGCAGCAGUUCCUGCAGAAGGCACUGGAGAUUCUGCGCAAAGACUUCAGUGAGCUAAGGUCAGCCGGGGUGGAGCAGCUCAUGUACAUCAAGGAGGACUUAAUCAUACCUCACCACCACAGCUUCUACGACUUCAUCGUCACCAAGGCAAGAGGGAAGAGUGGGCCGCUCUUCAAUUUUGACGUUCAUGAUGAUGUGCGGCUGCUGAGUGACGCCACUGUGGAGAAGGACGAGUCCCAUGCUGGCAAGGUGGUGCUGAGGAGCUGGUACGAGAAGAACAAGCACAUUUUUCCAGCCAGCCGCUGGGAGCCCUAUGACCCUGAGAAAAAGUGGGACAAGUACACGAUCCGGUGAACACCCGUGGGAGGCGGUGCCGCCUCAGUUCUCCUGGCUCCCUUCCAGUUCCUAGGACUUUAGGUGGCCCCUUCUGCCCCUCCUCCUGUGCCAGGCAUGUUGGCACUAGGAAGGGCUUGGGGGACAGGGCUAGGUGACAGGAGCUGCUCCUCCUCUGUCCCCUGGUGCUGUUACUUACUGCUUUGUCAUUGACAAUAAAGAAUGCCCCUGUCAGCCCUGAAGCUAGCAUUGUGAAGAA
Loxodonta africana (African savanna elephant) is the source of this 1296-nucleotide messenger RNA. RefSeq names its product family with sequence similarity 50 member A (gene FAM50A). Bases 39 to 1058 code for a protein of 339 amino acids. The transcript is spliced from 13 exons. Gene Ontology annotation, cellular component: nucleus. NCBI's taxonomy places the organism in Eukaryota, Metazoa, Chordata, Mammalia, Proboscidea, Elephantidae. The record is from RefSeq and is a predicted model, not a curated record. Gene Ontology annotation, biological process: chromatin organization.